Molecule: messenger RNA, 591 nt
Organism: Salvelinus namaycush (lake trout)
Lineage: Eukaryota; Metazoa; Chordata; Actinopteri; Salmoniformes; Salmonidae
Product: retinoschisin-like
Exons: 4
Coding region: 1-591 (196 amino acids)
Source: RefSeq, a predicted model, not a curated record
AUGGGGGGGCUAUUCCACUACCGGUUCUGCCUUUCGGGCUCCACGGAGCACCAGAGACAUUUCAGCGACUCCUGGACCGAGUCCUGCGGCCGCACAGUGAAGUGUCUCUAUCACAAGCCCCUGGGGUUCGAGGCUGGUUCAGUGACACCGGACCAGAUUAGCUGUUCUAACCAGGAAGAGUACAGCGGCUGGUAUUCCUCCUGGACCUCCAACAGGGCACGACUCAACAGCCAGGGCUUCGGGUGUGCAUGGCUGUCUAAGUUCCAGGACAACAGCCAGUGGAUCCAGAUUGACCUACAGGAUGUGGGUGUGGUCUCAGGUAUCCUGACCCAGGGUCGCUGUGAUGCUGAUGAGUGGCUGACCAAGUACAGUGUCCAGUACCGCACCGAUCAGAACCUAAACUGGAUCUACUACAAGGAUCAGACUGGCAACAACAGGGUGUUCUAUGGGAACUCGGACCGCUCGUCGUCCGUUCAGAACCUGCUGCGUCCUCCUAUUGUGGCCCGCUAUGUUAGGCUCCUCCCUCUGGGUUGGCACACCCGCAUCGCCCUGCGCAUGGAGCUGCUGAUGUGUAUGAACAAGUGUACCUAA